Cloeon dipterum is the source of this 3764-nucleotide messenger RNA. Its product is annotated as cysteine-rich motor neuron 1 protein-like. Gene Ontology annotation, cellular component: extracellular region; plasma membrane. The record is from RefSeq and is a predicted model, not a curated record. Lineage: Eukaryota; Metazoa; Arthropoda; Insecta; Ephemeroptera; Baetidae. The transcript has 10 exons. Gene Ontology annotation, molecular function: serine-type endopeptidase inhibitor activity; protein binding. Bases 241 to 2169 code for a protein of 642 amino acids.
GGAGUAGUAGUCGUGAUCUUGCUCAGGUGACGGCCGCACGGAUGCUGCUCCGCUCACCGCCGCUUGAUAAGACGCGCGUGAGUAUCGACCCGUAACUCGACGUCGUCACAUCAGAACAAGCCGGACACAACGCUUUUCACAGCGUUGUCCGAAUAAAUCACCAGGUGACCUCUCCAGCUGGCCAAGAGACAGUUGCAAGGCAUACCUGAGAGACAGAGAACUAAAGUGUUUUUGUGCAUAAUGCGCGUGUGGUUGGUCCUGCUGGUGGCAGCGGGGGCGGGCGUCGGGGCGGCUGGGGCCGUGCACUGCGUGUGCAGCAGCCCCGGCGAGUGCGAGCCCUUGACCGAGGCCGACUGCCCCCGCGGCUCGGCGCUCGUGUGGGACCCGUGCGGCUGCUGCAGGGUGUGCGCCCGCCUCGAGAACGAACCCUGCGGAGGACCAGACGGAUUCUUUGGCACCUGCGCCAGGGGGCUGCAGUGCGUCGCUGUCAACGUUAAACUCGACGGCGUCUGCAAGAGACCGCCAGAGAGGAAGAGUGGAUGCGGCUCUCGAGCCCGCGAGCGAACCGGCUGCAACAUCGUGGAGGGCAAGUGCGCGUGCGGCUCCAGCACCAUCUGCCCUGGCGACCUGCCACCUUUCACCUUCGAGAACCUCGCCGAGUGCGAGAUCAACCUAAAGAGCAGUUCAGUUGGAGGCGGAGUGUGGCUCGGCGAGGGGUGUCAGACGGCGACGGGCGAGUCGAUGGCGCACGGCGACCACUGGUGGAGCGAGGACCGCUGCAUGGACUGCCACUGCAAGCACGGCCAGGUCGAGUGCAGCGCCGCCCGCUGCGCCUCCUGCAUCAACCCGCACUACCUGCCAGGCAACUGCUGCCCUGUUUGCAAUGACUCUGACAUUCAUUUGCCGCACUGUGAGCUCUUGAAAGGAUGUACGUUGAAAUGUAAGCACGGCUUGAAGAAAGACAAGGACGACUGUUUCACCUGCGAAUGCCAUAAAAUCGACGGAGAGGAGUGUCCGCUUCUGUGUCCCGAGACGGGCUUCCAGUUGGACGCAAAGGGCUCCCAAUUAUGCGAGUGUGCCAACCACUCGCACUCCUCCGCUCCGCCGCCCUUCCACACAAACCUUGGCCCUCGCCCGUGUGUUGAUGGACUUUUACUGCGACUGGAUGGUGACCAGUGGUAUGACGGGUGCAGAGAGUGUGUCUGCAGAAACGGCACUCACCUGUGCUCCCUCCUUGGCUGUCCAAGGUGUCCGGGGGCCUCCUACUCUCUUCCUGGUGAAUGCUGUCCCAGAUGCAAUGGAAGCGCGUCUGAGGGUCCAGCAGCGUGCCAAAGCGCCGACGGCGCCGUGUACCCGGUGGGCGAGCGCUGGAAGCUGGACGAGUGCGCUUGGUGCGAGUGCGGCGAGGGCGGGCAGGUGCUGUGCGGCCAGGAGCCGUGUCCGCCGGCCGCCUGCGAGGCCCCCGUGCCGCUGGCCGACGGCUGCUGCCCCCGGUGCGCCGCCGUGGCCCACCGGCCGCCCCCGACCGCCACCGACGCCUGUCCGGCGCACCGCACCGAAGGCGAGUCGUGGCGCGACGGCGCCUGCACCUCCUGCCUCUGCGUCAAGGGUGUCACCGCGUGCUACGAGCAAAAGUGCCCGCCGCCCGCCUGCCCCCUCCCCGUCUCCAUCAGUGGACGCUGCUGUCCACUUUGCACCAACGUGAGCAAUAGCUGCGUGUCGGACAACAACACAUACAUGCCCGGCGACAGGUGGACGCGGCGCGGCUGCGAGAAGUGCGAAUGCAAAGAAGAGGGCCAGGUGGUGUGCAGCUUGUCGCCCGAGUGUGCGCCCCUCAACUGCCAAAACUCCAUCAUUGUACCUGAAAAGUGCUGUCCCACGUGUCCCUCAGAGCUAGAGGGGACGAGUAACUACACAGCGGCGUGGAUCGUGCUGGGGACGUUGAGCGUUCUGGCGGCAAUGGCGACUGGGGUGGCGUGCAUGGUGUGGCGCGGCGGCAAGUGGGCCUACCUGCAGUCGUGGUGCUGCAACAGCAAGGUGUCGAACAUGAAGAGUCCGUCGCCGACCCUGUUCUACAGCCCCGUGAAGCACCUGGAGCCCGUCGACCACAACGGCACCCCCGGCGAGUACAUGCAGGUGAACACGGAGCACGACAGCUCGCACGUGUGACUCGCCCCGCGUGCAUGAGUGAGCUUCAAUUCUGUGAUGACCGUGAGACGUGUAUGAACGAGAGCGAGAGAGAAAAAGAGAGAAAAAGAGCGCCGAACAUGCCACUUUUCCAUACAAGACUUGACCCUUAAUUUAUAAAUAUAAAUAUGUCGUAAAUCUUUGAGUGCUGUGCGUGGAUUUGAUCGAGACCGCCGCCGCCGCCGCUGCUGCUGCGAUGUGACUCGUUUUUAUUCUGUUCACUAAAUUUAAAUAAAAAGUAAACAGUAUUUGUUAAUUUAUUGCGACUGCGACACGCGGAUCCCACGGAAUUUCUGCAGACCCCGGUGCCGAUGCUGCUGCUACUGCACUUGUUUUGUACGAGCACACGUUUUUCUAACAGGGGACCACGUAUAUUCGGGAAUCGCCGUGAAUAAGAGAGUGCUGGAGAAUUUUGACUGACUCUGUACACGCGUUGGAAGUAAUUAAGGUGUUAAUUUAUUAUUUGAAUGCAAUCCAUGUUCAGGAUAUUGUGUAUAUAUAAAAUUAUAUAUCGAUGACAAAAAAGAGUAUAUAUCUAAUGUCGCUGCUGCUGUGUACAUAAAUACAAAAAGAUCGGUGUUAAUCGUUGUGGAAUAAAAUGUAAACUGACGUGGAUUUGAAAUUUGUAAAAACACGCACAUCAUUAUUUUUUAUAAUAUGCUUGACGCCACUCAUUCCAUUGAUUCACUGUGCUCUUUGUUUUCAUCUGAAAAGGAAAGUGACCAUUUGAUCCAAAAAUGUAAUUGGCUUCUUUUAACCAGAUGGUAGUCUCCUUCCAUUUAAGGCGAAUUCUCCGUUAUGAGUGGUCAGCAAUGUCAAAAAGCCAUCUGUUUUCACUUGGAAAGGUACUGCAAAUAAUUGUGGUCCUCCACCGCGUGAAAUUAAAUCACUUUUUUGACAACAAACUCGUUGACCGAACAUAACGGAAAAUUCAACUUUCAGGGAAGGAAACCUCCAUCUGGCUGAAAUUAUUUACUCCGAUGGUCGCCUCCCUUCUAAGAAAAGAAAUAAACGUUAAUUUCCCUCCUAGUUGUUUGUAGUAGACUUAUUUUUGUUGGUUUAGUGAAAUUCCGCAAAGAGGAACAAAUUGACGUGGAUAUUUUGAUUUUUUUUGUCAGCAGCCACAGACUAUAAAACAAGUUGCUGUGUAGAAAGAGGUGUGUUAAUUGUUGUGAAAUAAAAAUGGAAAAUGGCGGAGAGGAAACGCGCGCAUAGUAUGAUAUAACGAGUAUUUUACAUUCAUGUGAUUCAUCACGAGUACGAUUAUGAAAGCUAAUCUGGAAAAAUGAUCUCUUGUCUAAUUGUAUAUGGAGUAAAUUUAAAUAACAAAUUAUUAUUUUGCCACAAUUCAAAGUAUUUUUGUGAGAGAGCAGACCCGAGAGCUACGCCACAGCUUUUCUUUUUCGGCUCCGAUCCAAGAAGUGUAUUAAAUCAUUAUUGAUUCUCAUCCCCUGCAAAUUAUCACCACUUGAGUGUAUUGUUGUAUUGUUUUCGCGUAUCAAAGGCGUAGUUUCAACGGACACUAUUAAGCGAAGAAGAUGUAUUGUUGUCCAAAAAUAAAGGAUGUGUACAUUAUA